Molecule: messenger RNA, 1116 nt
Organism: Porites evermanni
Lineage: Eukaryota; Metazoa; Cnidaria; Anthozoa; Scleractinia; Poritidae
Source: the annotation of a GenBank genome assembly
GAUGAACAAGUAGUUCCAUUUACAGCUCUAAGAGUUUGCCGCCACGUAUUCUGCAAUGAAUGCUGGGAAGCCCACCUUAAGAUGCAAAUCAGCAUUGGAAACACAGAUCUUCAGUGCCCUGGAUACGAGUGUGAUGUCAGCCUUGAUGAAGUCACAAUUAUGGCUCUGAUUCCUUCAUGGUUUAGCAAAUACAUCUCCAGAAAACUUGACAGAUUGGCAAAUUUUGAGUUUCAAUUUUGUCCAUCCAAGGCCUGUGCACGCACUGUCAGAGCAGCAACUUGUGAUUUCAUUGCCAUGAAAACGAAUCCGGUGCCUGUAGGCUGUAGUUGUGGAAGUCUUUGGUGCUUUCAGUGCCGUAGACCUGCCCAUUGGCCUGCGUCUUGCGCUGCUGAUAAGAGAUUCCACGAAGUCAGCAAGAAUUAUCUUAUUGAGAUGGAACUGUACGAAGAAGAGAUGAUAACCUCAGUGAUGGUCAGAAAUUGCCCUAACUGCCAUUAUCCAAUCGAGAAGCAUCUAGGCUGCAGCUUCAUGUAUUGCAUAAUGUGUCAGACGGCUUUCUGCUGGGAAUGCCUGACACCCAUGUCAAACCACAAGCAAGGCUGUCAGCAGAAAGAACAGUCUAAAGAAAUUGAGCUGGAAGAUUACAGCACAGGUACCAAUCACUUUACGAAAUACUUCACUGUCUACCGUGAAAACAAGAAGGCUCGCUCCAGUAUGACUCUGUCUCGUCAAAGGAAAAGGCUCCGACUUGUUGAGCAAACUAUUGGAAGGUACAAAAGUAUUCUCUCCUCUCACUCAUAUGUUAACCAGACUGUGGACAAAGCCCUUCAGACAAACCUCCAAGAAAUCCUCAGGUAUGGCGUGGAACUAACGUAUGUAGCACGCUUUACACUCGAGGGUGCGGCAAAGGUGGCUGUCAUUUCAAGGUCAGCUUGCCGAUCAGGCUUGCAACAUAACAUGGAACGCCUGCAAUUCAUUGUUGAUAAAAUAGAAGCCUUAAUGGAGAGUGACAUUGAAGGACUUUUGAGAUGUAAUAAUUUGGAUAAAUUAACUGACUUCUUGCUCCGUGGAAAAGACUGCAUUCUUAAAAUUGGAUGUUUCCUGGCUAGAUGGCAA